CGCUUGCUAUAUAUGAACGCAUUCGUCGUCGUUGCCGAAGCAUCAAGGUUCAUCGAUUCAAGCCCUAACCCUAACCCUAACCCUAAUUUCGCAUUGAAUACGCGAGAUUUCUGCGGGGAAGAAAGAUCGAUCGACCGAUCCUAUUAAUUGCUUGAUUUUUUUGGGAAUUUAUUUGAAUUUUUGUGUUUAUGAUUUGUAUCGGAAAGACGAGCGUACCUGCGGUUCGGAUUCCAGUACGAUCGGUUCCAAAAGAGAGGAUUAGGAUUGGGAGGAGGUCGCCGGGGAGGAUGGAGACGGCGGGGGUGGUGAUGAGGUCGCCGGCAGUGGCGGCUGUGGCUGCGACGCCGUUGAUGUUGACGUCCGGGGCGAGUGGGCGGGUGAAUGCGUUGCUCUCGUUGCGGGUGUUGCGGAGCUUGCUGUUGCUUCUCAAUAGUUUGAUACUAUUUCUUCUCCUCCCGUUCCGUCGCCGAGCGCGGUUUGUUGCUGCUGCGGAGAGGCCGUCGUCGGGGGUUGGGGAGGAUAAGAAGGGGGCGGUGGUGGUUAGGGUUCCGGCGGGGAUGGUAGCGAGGAGGAGAGGAAGCGAAGGGGAGGCGGCGGUGAGGAGGGCGAUGGCGAUAAGAAGGGUGGGGGUGAGGGAAGAGAAGGGGGAGGAGAAGAGGAGCAAGAGGGAGUUCGCCAUGUUCUCCACGGCGAGAGGGGAUUCUCUCUUCACCCAAUCCUGGACUCCCGUUGUCAAGGCCACAAGGGGUUUGGUUGUUCUAAUGCAUGGUCUGAAUGAACACAGUGGAAGGUAUAAUCAUUUUGCGACGCAACUGAAUGACCAUGGUUUUAAGGUGUAUGCCAUGGACUGGAUUGGACAUGGUGGAAGUGAUGGUUUACAUGGUUAUGUUCCUUCCCUUGAUUAUGCUGUCAGUGACCUGAAAGCUUUCUUGGAGAAGGUGUUGACCAAUAAUCCUGGUUUGCCCUGUUUUUGCUUUGGACACUCGACUGGUGGGGCUAUCGUUCUCAAGGCUGUACUGGAUCCAAAUAUUGAAUCCCGCAUUCAAGGAGUAGUAUUGACGUCACCUGCCAUUCAUGUUCAACCAUCUCAUCCAAUCAUCGUGAAAUUGGCUCCAAUCAUCUCGUUGAUAGCUCCUAAAUACCAAUUCACUGCUGCAAGCAUGGGCCCUCCUGUUUCUCGCGACCCCGAAGCAUUAAAAGCCAAGUACUCCGAUCCACUUGUGUUCACUGGAUCAAUACGAGUCAGAACCGGAUACGAAAUCCUGCGAAUCACAUCCUACUUGCAGCAGAACUUGAGCAAAGUGAAAACCCCAUUCCUAGUCCUUCAUGGUAAUGACGAUACCAUCACUGCCCCCGAAGCCUCUCGAAGAUUGUACGAGGAAGCAUCCUCAUCUGACAAAUCCAUUAAACUAUACGAAGGACUGUUGCAUGAUCUCCUCUUCGAACCCGAGAAAGAAGAAAUCGCAAAGGAUAUAAUCGACUGGUUGUGCAGCAGACUCGAUGAUUCAAGCAGAGAGCUCGAGAGGUGAAUCUAAUGCUAAUGGCAGUCGGCAAUGUGGCUCAAUUUUUUUAUGACAGCCACUUGGUGAAGCUGGAAGACUGAUUAUGAUCUGAAAUGCAUGUUUAUCAGAAACUUUGUACAUGAAGUGUGAACACUGAUGAGAUUUUUUUAUCAAUCUCAGGCCGCAUUGUUUAUGAGAGCCAGGAACACUUCCUCUUGUUGUAUUAGUGUUCAAUGUCAUUGUCUAUAACAUGUACUUCUCAUUGCCUGAUGGCAUAAUCAACUUCAAUCAGAGCAAACCAAGUUAUUUAUGUGUUUGUAGCUAAUGUUUCCAGCUCUCAGUGGCUGGCAUAUCAUUUACAGCAAGUGAAACACCAUGAUGUCUUUGUUUAUUAA
Messenger RNA from Dioscorea cayenensis subsp. rotundata (Guinea yam), 1897 nucleotides. RefSeq names its product monoacylglycerol lipase-like. Gene Ontology annotation, cellular component: membrane. Bases 189 to 1529 code for a protein of 446 amino acids. The transcript has 7 exons. Gene Ontology annotation, molecular function: lipase activity. Lineage: Eukaryota; Viridiplantae; Streptophyta; Magnoliopsida; Dioscoreales; Dioscoreaceae. The record is from RefSeq and is a predicted model, not a curated record.